This is a messenger RNA of Nematostella vectensis (starlet sea anemone), 893 nucleotides long. RefSeq names its product ragulator complex protein LAMTOR2. Gene Ontology annotation, molecular function: guanyl-nucleotide exchange factor activity; molecular adaptor activity. The record is from RefSeq and is a predicted model, not a curated record. Lineage: Eukaryota; Metazoa; Cnidaria; Anthozoa; Actiniaria; Edwardsiidae. The transcript has 4 exons. Bases 77 to 520 code for a protein of 147 amino acids. Gene Ontology annotation, biological process: cellular response to amino acid stimulus; positive regulation of TOR signaling. Gene Ontology annotation, cellular component: Ragulator complex.
UCAAUGGGUUUCCUGUGCUUGUCGGCCAUCUUGUGUUUUUCACGUGAUUUGAAGCCAGGAAAGAAACACUCUGUAAAUGACACAUUUCUCUGGUUAUCCUGCCAAGAAAGAAUUAGACCUUACAGAUUUUCCUCCUGCAGUCAUGCUCAAGCCGAAAGUUUUGACGGAAGUCCUCUCACAAGCAAACACUGGCGGUGUUAUAAGCACUCUGCUGCUGAAUAACGAAGGAUCCAUUCUGUCAUACUCUGGCAAUGGUGACAAAGAAGCAAACAAGACAGCUGCCAUUGCAUCUAGCAUCUGGUCUGCAUACGAGAAGAAUGGCAGGAUAGCUUUUCAUAAUGAAGAAAUAAAGAUGCUCUUCAUGGAUUGUGAGGAAGGCAAAGUGGUCAUAGCGAGAGUUGCAAAUCUAUUAGUGUGUCUUUAUGCAAAAGAGUCUGUAGGUUUUGGAAUGCUCAAAGCUAAGGCUGAAGCUCUUGUUUCUUACCUAGAGGAGCCACUACGACAAGUAGUUGCAUCAUGAUAAACACAUUAAAUUAUGAGUCCAUCAUUUCCCUGCAUGGGUAGAUGCCUUUUCUCUGUAUUGUACGACAGAUAGGUUAACAGAAUACACAGGAUGGAGGUAUCCACUGGAAAGGACUAGUAAUUGACACAAAAAGAUAAUACAACUCAUAUAUUGUAGAUAGUUUUGCAGUAAAUCUAUGGUAUUUGAAUUUUAAAAGUUUUUCUGUAAUCAUCAGUUUUGCAAAUCACCAAAGUCAUGAAAAAUAUUAUGAAAAAUGAUAUACUGUAUCAUGGAAGAAACCUGGUGAUCAGAUCCUAGAAACCAAUAUAACCAAGUAUUUGUGACCUCAUGAACCAGAAUAUGAAAAUAUUAAACAGAGAGUAUUGAUAAA